AUGCCAAAGUCGACGUCAUCUGAGGCGUCGUCCAUCGACUCCGACGACUACAAGAAGAAGAAGAAGGGUUCGGACGACGGCGAGAAAGAGUACGACAGCGAUGGCAACGAGUUGUAUGUCGUGGAGGAGAUCCGCGACAAGAAGAAGAUGUUUGACCACAAGACGCGUCGGGAGGUGUGGUUCUAUCACCUGAAGUGGAAGGGCUAUAGCGAGCGGGAGAUGACUUGGGAGCCCCGGGAGAACAUGGAUUGUCCCGAUCUGUUGAACGCCUUCGAGAAGCGCUGGCAGGAGAAGAAGGAGAGACAUAAGCAGAGGGCGAGGGAUGAGGAGAAACGGAGGGCUGAUAAGCACCUGAAGAGAGACAAAGACCGGCACUCGUCGGCCCAUAAGUCGUUUGACUCGGAUUACGACAAAGAGCUAAACAAACCGUCGGCGAGUGGCCUCUCGAAGGAUGACAUCAAGCGCUCCGAAAAGAAGGGGAAGAAGCGUUCGUACGAUUCGGGCAGCGAUUCAGAUGACGACAGGCGUAAGAAACAGAAACCGGCGCCGAAGAGCGCGAAGAAGAAGCCGAAAGACUCGGACUUCGAUUCGGAUGACGAUAAGAAGCGCAAGAAGAAGAAGGAGGAGAAGAAGCCCAAGAAGAAGGACAGCUCCGACUCAGACUCGGAGUCGGACUCGAGAAAGAAGUCCAAAAAGCCUGAAGAAGACGAGGAGACGAAGAAGAUUAUGUCGAGACCGGGGCCUAAGAGAGCCAAAGAGGCGCGCCUUCAGAAGCUGAAAGAGUCGGCACAGAAGCCGAAACCCAAACCCGAUUCGGAAGACGAGAGCAAAGACUCGGAUUCAAAGGCAAUGAAAAAGAAGUUGAAAGACGACUCCGAUUCAGAUAAUGAAAGCAAGUCUAAGGCGAAGGACAAGGGAUCCGAUUCUGACGUUGAGGUCAAGAAGAUUAUGUCGAAACCGGGACCAAAGCGCGCGAAAGAGGCGAGGCUUCAGAAACUAAAGCAGUCGUCGUUUGACGAGAAAGAGAAGGAGAAGACCAAAGAGAAGCCAAAAGAUGUCGAUUCGGACGACGAGUUCAAGAGUAAGAAGAGGAAGGAAUACGAAUCGGAUCUCUCGGACGACGAGAAGACAUCGAAAGUGUCUAAAAGUAAAGAUGAGGACAAAGAGGACGUCGAAGAGAUUGACGAGACGGUGAAGAAGAUUAUGUCUAAACCGGGACCCAAAAGAGCCAAAGAGGCGAGACUUGAGAAACUGAAGGCAACGCCAAAGACAACGACUCCAUCGAAAGAUGACGUCGAUCCCGAAGACAAUGACUCGAAUGAAUCAAAUGACAAGAAGUCGUCCUCUUCUUGGAAUACAACGGAUUCUAAUGAAGACAAGAGAAAAGAAGACAAAACGAAGACUAAGGAUAAGGAUAAAGAAGAAGAAGACGACGAGAAGGAGGACAAGAAGUCAGAAAGCAGUGCUAAUAAGUCAUUGAGUGAUAGGCUAACCAAAGCAGUGAUAAAACCGGGACCGAAGAGUCGAAAAGAGGCUCAGAUGGCGAAACUGAACCAAAGCUCGAGUGAAGCGAAUGACAAGAAAAGUGACGACAAGUCAGACAAAUCAGACGACGAAAGCGAGUCCAAGAAGUCGAAGGACUCGUCGGAAAGUGUGAGCAAAAGUCCGUCGAAGACUAAUAUCGAUGAGCAGCGGAAGACUAUCCUCUCGAGACCGGGUCCCAAACGGGCCAAAGAGGCGCGUCUCAAGCAGUUGAAUGACUCGCUCCAGAAUAGUGUGGCGGAAGUGGACAGCAAUUCCAGUGUCUCUAACGAUGAACCCAAACGAACCAAUGGCAUGGAUAAGAGGGCCAACAGUACGGACUCGUUGGACGCCAUCAUCGGUACGCCGGCGCCCGAAGAGGAGUCGCUGGAAAUGGAGCAGCAAUUGGUGGCCGAGAUUGAGUCGCCCAAAGAGCCGCUCACGAACGGCACGAACAACACCAACAGCGACGACAGUCCGAGACCGGCGCCCGACUCGGAGACCUCACUCAGCGAGGAGCUGACGGCCGGUCUCUCGCGAAUCGGUAAUACCGUUGACGUCGAGAGUCGUAAGUAUUUGCCGGAGAUUUCUAACGCACUGUCUGUUCGCGCGGGCGAUAUAGAGAUGAGAAAAGCGGGUCAUAUCGACAAACGAGUGGUGAUUAAGCCGUUCAGAACCGACAGGAAAGUCGAUAAAAUUAUAUCCGUUUUUUACUGCAACGAAAAGAAGUUGUGUUUUUUGGUCAAGUAUUUGGCGAACAAUAAGUGCGAAAUAGUCCUCUCGGAUGAUGUCAGUCAACAUAAUCCAAGACUUGUCAUAGAUUUCUAUCAAUCACACCUUCACUUCACAUGAAAACUAUGAACACAUCUGAAGAUAUGAUUCACUCAUUACUCGAUUCAAUCGAUCUCUCACUACCGGUACAAGACAUCUGUUAUUAUGAAUGAAUGCAUUGUUUUGUUAUCGACGCCUAUCAUAAAUAAUACCAUUUGUAUAACUACUCAAUCCACACAUUAAUUGAAUAAUCAUUUUAUUGUAAAUUAAUUUCAAUG
Molecule: messenger RNA, 2570 nt
Organism: Oppiella nova
Lineage: Eukaryota; Metazoa; Arthropoda; Arachnida; Sarcoptiformes; Oppiidae
Source: the annotation of a GenBank genome assembly